GUAAACAAAAAUCAAAUCAAAGAGAGAUAGAAAAUGGAGAAGAUCUGUGUAGCAAUUAGAGUGAGACCACCUGUCAUUGUAUCUGAAGACACCACCAUCAAUGGAACCUACUGGAAAGUGGAAGAAAAUCGCAUCUCUCUUCACAAAUCUCACGGCUCUCCUAUCUCCGGCGUCUCUUAUGCCUUUGAUCACGUGUUCGAUGAGAGCUGCACAAACUCUAGAGUUUACGAGCUCCUUACCAAGGAUCUCAUUCUUGCUGCUGUUGACGGUUUUAACGGAACGGUGUUCGCUUAUGGACAGACUAGCAGUGGAAAGACGUUUACGAUGAACGGUUCUCAAAACGAUGGAGGAAUUAUUCAUCGAGCUGUUAAAGAUAUUUUUGAAAAAAUUCACAUGAUUUCCGAGAGAGAGUUUCUCAUAAGAGUUUCGUAUAUGGAAAUUUAUAAUGAGGAGAUUAAUGAUCUUUUUGCUGUUGAGAAUCAGAAAUUGCCAAUACAUGAGAGCUUGGAGCGCGGCGUGUUUGUUGCAGGACUAAAGGAGGAAAUUGUGAGUAAUGGUGAACAAGUGUUGAAGUUAAUCGAAGGAGGAGAAGUUAAUCGACACUUUGGAGAGACGAACAUGAAUGCUCGAAGCAGUAGGUCUCACACGAUUUUUAGAAUGGUGAUUGAAAGUAAGAGGAAGGAUGCCAAUUCUUCUAGUGAUUAUUCGAGUAGUGAUGCUGUCCGAGUUUCUGUGUUGAACUUGGUAGAUUUAGCUGGAUCAGAAAGGAUAGCUAAAACUGGUGCUGGUGGUGUACGUUUAAAAGAAGGGAAGUAUAUUAACAAGAGUUUGAUGAUUCUUGGUAAUGUAAUAAACAAACUAAGUGAAGGUGCCAAGCAGAGGGGGCACAUUCCUUAUCGUGAUAGCAAGCUUACUCGUAUACUUCAACCUGCUCUUGGUGGAAAUGCCAAGACUUCAAUUAUAUGCACUGUAGCCCCAGAAGAGCUUCACAUUGAGGAAACAAAGGGAACUCUCCAGUUUGCUAGUCGAGCUAAGCGCAUCACCAAUUGUGCCCAAGUGAAUGAGAUUUUGUCAGAUGCAGCCUUGCUGAAGCGGCAGAAGUUAGAGAUAGAGGAGCUGCGUAAGAAACUUCAGGGAUCCCGGGCUGAAGUACUGGAGCAAGAAAUUUUGAAGUUGAGAAAUGAUAUGCUGAAGUACGAAUUGGAGAGAGAAAAGCUUGAGAUGGAACUGAAAGAGGAGAGGAAAUCACACAAGGAACGUGAUCAAUGCAUCAAAGAGCAGCAGAUGAAAAUUGACAAUCUCAGUACCAGUGCCUCCUUUUCAGAUAGUGAUAGGAACUCUAUCCAGGAACAGAAUGCUGGGAGACAAAUCCUCAAGGAAGAAUUCAGUGGCAGCAACAGUGUCUUCAAAAAUGAUGUUUUCAGAACCCCUACAUUAAAGGCAGAUUCCAAUGCCUUUGUUGGCAAACGGUCCAAUUACUCCAGGCUGCCAGAUUUCAGUCCUCUACCAGAUAACUAUAGCAAUGUGGCCGAUGAAGACACAUGGUUGAAAAUGAACAAAGGAUUCAUCGCUGACCUUGAUUCAAUUCAAAUGACUCCUGCGAGAAAAGUUCAAUCCUUUCCUUUUGGUGAUGUUACUCUAGGUUCUUCAACUGAGGAUUACAAAGUAGAGGUCCAGAAUCUCAAAAGGCAACUAGAACUUGUCCUUGAAGAGAAGAAUGAACUCGAGAAGAAGCACUUAGAACAAUUACAGUUGAAUGAUCAUUUAAUGGGGGAGAUAUCAGAACUCAAACAUGAAGCAGUGGUAAUUCGAGAAAUACCUCAAAGACUAUGUGAAUCUAUGGCUAGUUGCAGAGACACUUACAAAGAUGUUCUGUUAACGUUGCAGAGUUUUGUACCUGAUGGAGACUCUUCAAUUGGAAAAUUCCUAUCUACCACAAGUGAAAUUGGCUUAACCCUUUUCUCAAAUUUGGAAAAGCGUUUCUCUAUGGCAAUGGAUGAUCACAAAUCUUUUAAUGAGAAUGAUUCUCUGGUCCAAGAAAACUGCGAAGUGCUUUCUGAAAGAUUGAAAAGCACAAUUACAUCCCUGGCAUUAGCAGAAAAACUAGCUGUUCAGAAUAAAGAAGAGAAGAAUCCAAUAUGCGGCUCCACAUAUAAGGAAUGCACUCUGGGAGAAGAACCUGCUUCUUGGAAGGAGAAACUGGGCAGUGAACUUGGUGCUAUCAAGGAAAAACUCCAAGCCUUGGAGAAAGAGUUAGAACAUAAUAACCAGCUUCUGAAGGAUUCAAGAGAAAGACAUGAUACCAUGGAAAGAGAUUAUUGGCUUUUGAAAGAAGAAAGAGAUUCUUUGCUUGAAAAGGUCUCCGAGUCAUCUCAAAACCUAGCAGCGGUUGCCCUUCAAAAGGAAAACAUUUUGAAGGAUUUGAACAUUGAAGCAGAGAGAAGGAAAUAUCUCGAGAAAGAGAUCAAACAAUUCAGUGUUGCUUUUGCCAGUCGGCAGAGAUCCUUCAUGUCUUUCCAAGGUGAAUUUCUAUCUAAAGUUGAGAAAUUGAGAGCCCAAAGUCCAAUUGCAGCAUCCGAAUCUCUUGGGUGUUGAAAAUUCAGUUUCGACUGCUUGUUAGUUUAUUCUGUAUUUCACAUGGUUCUGUUCAUGUUGCUUCCCAUUUACUUGCGUUGAUUUCUGUCUGUAAUUCUACACAUGAUCUUCUGAGUUUGGAUGUCCUUAGGAACUAAAUCAUGCAGUUAUGAGAGACAUUUAGUCA
Molecule: messenger RNA, 2761 nt
Organism: Populus trichocarpa (black cottonwood)
Lineage: Eukaryota; Viridiplantae; Streptophyta; Magnoliopsida; Malpighiales; Salicaceae
Product: kinesin-like protein KIN-7N
Exons: 18
Coding region: 34-2595 (853 amino acids)
Biological process (GO): microtubule-based movement
Molecular function (GO): microtubule motor activity; ATP binding; microtubule binding
Source: RefSeq, a predicted model, not a curated record